AUGGAUGAAGAAAUCGAACGUGAUGAACGAGUUUUUUUAAUCGGGGAAGAAGUAGCACAAUAUGAUGGUGCUUAUAAAUUAUCAAAAGGUCUUUGGAAAAAAUAUGGUGAUAAACGUAUUGUUGAUACACCAAUUACUGAAAUGGGUUUUGCUGGAUUAGCUACAGGUGCAGCUAUGGCUGGCCUUCGACCAAUUUGUGAAUUUAUGACAUUUAAUUUUUCUAUGCAAGCUAUUGAUCAAGUGAUUAAUUCAGCAGCUAAAACUUAUUAUAUGUCAUCAGGCAAAGUUAAAGUACCAAUCGUUUUUCGUGGACCAAAUGGAGCAGCUGCUGGUGUGGCUGCUCAACAUUCUCAAGAUUUUUCAACCUGGUAUAGUCAAUGUCCUGGUUUGAAAGUCAUUUCACCUUAUUCAGCUGAAGAUUGUCGAGGUUUACUUAAAGCUGCUAUUCGUGAUGAUGAUCCAGUUGUUUUUCUGGAAAAUGAACUACUUUAUGGUCAACAGUUUCCAAUUUCUGAUGAAGCUUUAUCACCUGACUUUGUUUUACCUAUUGGUAAAGGAAAAAUUGAACGUAAAGGAAAACAUAUAACACUCGUCUCGCAUUCAAUUGGUCUUAAAAUAUGUUUGGAAGCUGCGAAAAAGUUAGAAGAAAAUGGAAUUGAUUGCGAAAUUAUUAAUCUACGAACAUUAAGACCACUUGAUGAAGAAAUAAUAAAAAUAUCUGUUAAAAAGACUCAUCAUCUAGUUCCUGUUGAAUUUGGUUGGCUACAAUGUGGUAUUGGAAGUGAAAUAAUUUCUAGAAUAUGUGAAAGCGAUGCUUUUGAUUAUCUUGAUGCACCACCUAUACGUGUUGCUGGUGCUGAUGUUCCACUUCCAUAUGCAGUAACUCUGGAACAGAAUUCUGUGCCACAAGUUUCUAAUGUUAUUAAAACAGUCAAACAUGUUUUGAACAAAUAA
Messenger RNA from Rotaria sp. Silwood2, 954 nucleotides. NCBI's taxonomy places the organism in Eukaryota, Metazoa, Rotifera, Eurotatoria, Philodinida, Philodinidae. The record is from the annotation of a GenBank genome assembly.